Rhea pennata is the source of this 3468-nucleotide messenger RNA. RefSeq names its product transmembrane protein 63A (gene TMEM63A). Gene Ontology annotation, cellular component: plasma membrane. Gene Ontology annotation, molecular function: calcium-activated cation channel activity; nucleic acid binding. The transcript is spliced from 23 exons. Bases 101 to 2515 code for a protein of 804 amino acids. The record is from RefSeq and is a predicted model, not a curated record. NCBI's taxonomy places the organism in Eukaryota, Metazoa, Chordata, Aves, Rheiformes, Rheidae.
CAAGUUGGGGGUUGGGGCGGUGUGUCGUGUCCGCCCGCCGCACAGCCCGUGUGGGGACGGGGCGUGACGGGAGAGCGCGGCGGUGCGGGGGAAAAACAAAAUGAGCCCUUUCUUUUUUCUGGAUGUUGGACAUUCUCGUCUAGUCUACUUCUGGAAUAGAAGUUCAGCUUUCAACGCAACAAAUGAGACAUACUGCUACAGCACUGCCCAGGGCAGCACAGUGCUCCAAGGAGUAACUUUCGGUGGAAUCCCAACUGUCCUACUGCUUGAUGUAACCUGUUUUUUUAUUUUAAUAUUGGUGUUUUCCAUUAUAAGAAAGAGAUUCUGGGACUACGGUCGUGUUGCUCUUGUGUCAGAAACUGAAAGUGAAUCAAGGUAUAGCCGGUUAUCAACAUCUUCAUCAGUACCUGAAGAGCUUGAAUAUGACAGUGGAUUUUGUUCCUGGAUGACAGCUGCUUUUCGGAUGCAUGAUGAUGAGAUUCAUGACAGAUGUGGUGAAGAUGCCAUACAUUACCUUGCCUUCCAGCGUCACAUCAUUUGUUUGUUGAUUGCUGUCAGUAUUUUGUCUGUGUGUGUCAUACUGCCUGUCAACCUGUCAGGUGAUCUACUUGAUAAAGAUCCCUAUAGUUUUGGAAGAACAACUAUAGUAAAUUUACAAACUGGUAACAAUCUUCUUUGGCUGCACACAGCUUUUGCUGUUGUUUACCUGAUUCUGACUGUUGUCUUCAUGAGACAUCACAUGAAGUAUGUCACGUACAAGGAGGAAGAUAUAGUUAAAUGCACAUUGUUUGUAACUGGUCUUCCUAAAAAUGCAAAAGAAGAGACCAUACAAGGCCAUUUCACGGCUGCUUACCCAACUUGCAAUGUGCUAGAGGUCCAGCUAUGUUAUGAUGUAGCCAGGCUUCUUUAUCUGUCCAAAAAAAGAAAACAGGCAGAAAAAAGCCUGACUUACUAUAAACAUCUGCAUCAGAAGUACGGCAAGCGAGUCCAAAUCAACCCUAAGCCUUGUGGUCAGUUCUGCUGUUGUGAAAUAAGAGGAUGUGAAAGGGAAGAUGCUAUAGAUUAUUAUACCAAAGUUAAAAAUAAGCUGACAGAAGAAUACAUAGAAGAGGAACAAACUGUUCAUAAGAACCCGCUGGGAAUGGCUUUUGUAACUUUUCAAGAGAAAUCCAUGGCGACAUAUAUCCUUAAGGACUUCAAUGCCUGCAAAUGUCAGAGUAUUAAGUGUAAAGGAGAACCCCAGCCAUCAUCCUAUAGUAGAGAGCUUUGUAUAGCAAACUGGAGAGUUACAUAUGCUCCAUAUCCUGAGAAUAUAUGUUGGAAUAAUCUUUCAGUGCGUGGGCUGAAAUGGUGGUUUAGAUGGUUUUGCAUUAAUCUGCUUCUUUUUAUUGUACUGUUUUUUCUUACUACUCCUUCCAUAAUCAUCUCAACCAUGGACAAGUUCAAUGUCACUAAACCUAUUCGUUACCUUAAUAAUCCCAUUGUCAGUCAGUUUUUCCCAACACUCUUACUCUGGUCCUUCUCAGCUUUGCUACCAACAAUUGUAUAUUACUCAACUCUGCUGGAAUCCCACUGGACAAAAUCUGGAGAAAACAGAAUCAUGAUGCAUAAAGUCUACAUUUUUUUGAUCUUCAUGGUGUUGAUCCUGCCCUCCCUUGGUCUGACCAGCCUUGAUUUUUUUUUCCGUUGGCUGUUUGACAGAGAAUCAUCUGAAUCUACGGUCAGACUGGAAUGCGUCUUUUUGCCUGACCAGGGAGCCUUCUUUGUGAACUACGUGAUUGCCUCUGCUUUCAUUGGCAAUGGGAUGGAGCUGCUGCGCCUACCUGGCCUCAUCCUUUACACCAUACGCAUGAUAAUGGCCAAGUCCACAGCAGAAAGGAAAAAUAUUAAACAGCAACAAGCAUUUGAAUAUGAAUUUGGAGCAAUGUACGCCUGGAUGUUAUGUGUGUUCACUGUCAUCAUGGCCUAUAGCAUUACCUGCCCCAUCAUUGUCCCAUUCGGCUUAAUAUAUAUACUCCUGAAGCACAUGGUUGACCGUCACAACCUUUAUUAUGCAUAUCUCCCUGCUAAGCUGGAGAAGAAGAUCCACUUUGCAGCUGUGAAUCAGGCCCUGGCAGCUCCAAUUCUCUGCCUUUUCUGGCUCUAUUUUUUCUCAUUUUUGCGACUAGGCUUUAAAGCACCCACAACCAUGUUUACCUGCCUAGUUGUCAGCAUCACAAUUGUUAUUUGCUUGGCUUAUACCUGUUUUGGCUGUUUCAAGUACCUGAGCCCACUGAAUUACAAGAUAGAAGACUUGCAAGGAGAAAGAGGAAACGACACAGAUGUACGAGCCACUCCACCAUCUUCUAAGUUCGUCCCCCGAGUGUUGCAUCCUCAUUCUACAGAAAGGACAGUGCUAGCCUACAAAGAGCAGCAGUCAUAUGGCACCAUGGACGACGCUAGCUCACAGGCAGAAGACAGGAGCUGUUCUGCAGGACCUGCAAUUACUGAGCAGUCAUCAAAGGGUUCUCUCUGAAUACAAAGGACUAACACGAGGUGGAGCACUUGGUCCAGCUUUAAAAGAACUAAUUUUUCCACCACCACCACCCUCUAAGCAUUCUGAUUUAUUUACACAUUCCUGCCUACAGAAGAGGUACAGAAAUAACUUAUUGUGUGGUCUGCAGCUGUGCCUGGAGAUUAAAAGGCAGAUGCCUUGGAAUUGAUUGUUUUGCAGGACGUCUGCGCGCGUUGUGAAACCAGCAUGCUGAAGACCGCGAUGCGGAUCCCCAGGAACUUUACUUCUGCUAUCUCAUCGUUUGCCUUACGAAGACAACUGAUGCUGCAUAUAGAUAAUGGGUCACUGAAGCAAAUGCAGCUCUCAGUUGCAGCUGCCACUUAUUUAUUCAAAAUAAUUCUUCUUGAAUUUUUAACAAACCUUGAGUAUUUAUAAACCACCUGGGAUGUAUUAAAUCCUGAGCCAAUGUCACUUUUAAUGAAAUUACUCUGUGGGAGAUGGGGUGGGUGUUGGGUGGUGUUUCCUCUGUUGUCACCCAGAGUAGUCAGUGCAGAUAUGAGCACCUUUCUUUCUUUUUUAUUUUUUCUUAAAAGACAUGAGGGAGUUACUAUGCACAGGGAUAUUAAAAGUACUAAACCAAAAAGACUGGUGAAAAGAAGGGACUGAUUGAUCUGGUACUGUUUUUACAUAUUCUUGGAGGGCAUUCAGGUUGUUGGUUUCAGUUCAGUAUUUUUAAGAGCCUUCCACAAUGAAUGUUCACUUGCCAGCAAUAAAGGGUGUAAGCAUUUUAUCCUUCAUUUUAAUCUUGGGUCAAAAUGACAGAUCUCUGGGGUUUUUCAGUAAGUGCAGUUACACAAGCUGUAAGAUAUUAAGUUUUUAAAUUAUGUAGUAGGUGCCAAAUUAUUCCAAAGUACAUUGUGUCAAAGUGCAACUAAUAAUCACAAAGCAAUAAAACUGAGUUCAGAGAAAUUUAA